This is a messenger RNA of Saccostrea cuccullata (small rock oyster), 1208 nucleotides long. RefSeq names its product fibroleukin-like. The transcript is spliced from 6 exons. The record is from RefSeq and is a predicted model, not a curated record. NCBI's taxonomy places the organism in Eukaryota, Metazoa, Mollusca, Bivalvia, Ostreida, Ostreidae. Bases 1 to 972 code for a protein of 323 amino acids.
AUGAGCAGUCAGUUGAUUAUUUCUUUAAUUGUCGGCUUCAUAGCUUUAUCAAAAGCUACAAAUAAUCUUAAAGAAUAUACCGUGAAACUUGAAUUAAAUGAUAAGAAACUUAUUUAUGGACUUUUAGGAGAGCAUGAUUCUCGUUCAAUAGCCAGAUGCGCCAUGAUGUGUAAAAGGGAGUGCGUCUUCUUUGGUUUUAAUACUCAGUUGAAGAAAUGCCGUAUCCACAAGGAACUAUUAACGUCUGUUAUGACUAAUGAGGCCGGAUGGAGAUACUACUGGGAUGACGCUUUAGAUUUUUCUUCCAUGCCCAAAGAUUGUAAGGAUCUUCACGAGAACGGACAAACCAGUACAGGGGUGUAUGAUAUAUACCCCUACAGUACACUAACAGUACCAAUCACUGUAUAUUGCGAUAUGACGACAAUGGGCGGGGGAUGGACGGCAAUUCAGAAACGGUUAAACGGAUCCGUGAGCUUUGACAGGACCUGGACGGAAUAUAAAACUGGUUUUGGUUCCCCUGAACACAAUGUCUGGGUUGGAAAUGACGUUAUCCAUCAAUUAAUAAAAGAAAACUCAUCAUCCCUUUAUGUGUCCUUAACUCUCCAGAAUGGCGAAACACUGUAUGAAAUGUUUGACCGAUUCUUUGUCUCCGACGAAGCGGGAAAAUAUCAGCUCUUUCUUGCAGGACCUGCCACGGGAACAUUAGUAAAUUUUACAGGAGACAGUAUGUUGAACACGGGUUAUCCUAACGAAAAUCAAGCUGGGAUGUACUUUAGUACCCCGGACAGGGAUAAUGACAGGUAUAGUGGAAACUGUGCUGCUAAAUACAGAGGAGGCUGGUGGUUUAAUGCCUGUCACCACGCCUUCCUUAAUGGUCCAUGGUACCCAGCAGAGUGGGCUUCUCCAUGGUAUCUUAAAGCAAGGAGUGGGUCGUCUGUCAGGGGAACCACGAUGAUGAUCAAACGUCACUAGACAAAGGAUCAUCCAUCAACCAGGCAAACCCUGCAAGAUUCAAGAGACGAUUUUAAAUUAGUCAAUACCUUGUGGUUCUUCUUUUAAUAAAAUUUUGACGUCAAGAGUGAAAACAAAUAUGUUUUCAGUAAAGGCGUGAUGAACUAUUCUGUAAAGCAAUAAAUUAAUUUCAUUUGUUUUUCUAAUUAAUGUAUUCAGUAAAAGAUGUACUCUAUAUGUGUUGUAAUAAAUUUGAA